AAUCAACCAAAUAUCUCUCUCUCUCUCUCUCUCUCUCAUUUCUUCAUUUUUUUGAUUGGAACCCAGAAGAGGAGGAGGUGAAGAAGAAGAACAAGUGUGGCAGAAAUCAAGAAAAGCUAAGAGCUUUGUGUACAUUUUGAUCGGAUUCGCCGUGAAGUUGCGAGCUUUCUGACUUUCAGAUUGUGGGAUCUGGUGGGCAAUUUGAAGUGAGUGGGAGCUGCUUGAAACUAUGGCGGCCGCGGCUUUGGCCGGAGAUGACUUCGUCCGGCAGACGAGCAGCAGGGGGAGCUGGAGGUCGGGGAGCGUGAGGGACAUGUGGAAUGCGCCCGACGUGUUCCAGAGGAGCGCCCGUGGGCAGGUCAGCGGCCGGGAGGACGAUGAGGAGGAGCUCAGGUGGGCGGCCAUCGAGCGGCUGCCCACCUACGACCGUAUGAGGAAGGGGAUCUUGACGCAAGUGAGGAGCAACGGGCGCGUCGUGCACGACGAAGUCGAUGUGACUAACCUUGGGGCUCAGGACAAGAAGGUCCUGAUGGAGAGCAUCCUCAAGGUCGUGGAGGAGGACAAUGAGAAGUUCCUCAGGCGGCUCAGGGACAGGACUGAUCGGGUCGGGAUCGAGAUCCCCAAGAUCGAGAUCCGGUUCCAGAACCUGUCCAUUGAGGGGGAUGCUCAUGUCGGGAGCAGAGCUCUUCCCACUCUGCUCAACUCCACCUUGAACGCAGUUGAGGGAAUUCUUGGCAUGGUCGGUCUCACCCCGUCAAAGAAAAAGGUUGUGAAGAUCCUUCAAGGUGUUAGUGGUGUCAUCAAACCCUCCAGGAUGACUUUGCUUCUUGGACCACCUGGUUCGGGCAAGACAACUUUAUUGAAGGCACUUGCAGGGAAAUCAGAUGAUGAUCUGAGGGUAACCGGCAAAAUAACCUACUGUGGGCACGAAUUUAACGAGUUUGUUCCUCAGAGAACUUGUGCUUACAUCAGUCAGCAUGACCUUCACUAUGGUGAGAUGACUGUUCGUGAGACCUUGGACUUUUCUGGCCGAUGCCUCGGAGUCGGAACCCGUUAUGAGAUGUUGACUGAGCUCUCGAGAAGAGAAAGAGAGGCGGGGAUCAAGCCCGACCCAGAAAUUGAUGCUUUCAUGAAGGCCACAGCGAUGGUUGGGCAGGAAACUAACUUGGGCACUGAUUACGUCCUCAAGAUUCUGGGCUUAGAUAUUUGUGCGGAUAUUAUGGUUGGAGAUGACAUGAGAAGGGGUAUCUCCGGUGGGCAAAAGAAGCGUGUCACCACAGGUGAAAUGUUGGUUGGACCUGCGAAAGCCUUUUUCAUGGACGAGAUAUCGACCGGGCUUGACAGUUCAACAACCUUCCAGAUAGUCAAGUUCAUGAGGCAGAUGGUCCACAUCAUGGACAUAACCAUGGUGAUCUCCCUCCUGCAGCCUGCCCCUGAGACAUAUGAUCUCUUUGACGAUAUCAUCCUCCUUUCCGAGGGUCACGUCGUCUAUCAGGGGCCCCGGGAGAACGUCCUCCAGUUCUUCGAGCACAUGGGCUUCAAGUGCCCUGAAAGAAAGGGAGUCGCCGACUUUCUCCAGGAAGUGACCUCCAAGAAGGACCAGGAGCAGUACUGGUGCCGGAGGGACCAACCCUACCGCUACAUAUCUGCAGCCGAGUUCUCCCAGGCAUUCAACUCCUUCCAUGUCGGGCAGCAGCUCUUAGAGGAGUUACGUGUCCCCUAUGACAAGUCCCUGACCCACCCUGCAGCACUGGUGAAGGAGAAGUAUGGGAUCUCCAACUGGGAGCUCUUCAAGGCAUCCUUUGACCGGGAGUGGCUUCUCAUGAAGCGGAGCUCAUUCGUGUACAUCUUCAAGACCACCCAGAUCACGAUCAUGGCCACGAUUGCACUCACUGUUUUCCUUAGGACAGAGAUGAAGGCGGGAGCCGUCCAGGACGGAGCCAAAUUCUGGGGAGCCCUCUUCUUCAGUCUUGUUAAUGUCAUGUUUAAUGGGAUGAGUGAGCUCGCUAUGACAGUCUUCAGGCUUCCUGUCUUCUAUAAACAGAGGGACUUCCUAUUCUACCCGGCAUGGGCCUUCGGACUGCCCAUCUGGAUCCUUCGCAUACCCAUCUCCCUCAUGGAGUCAGCAAUCUGGAUCAUUCUUACUUACUACACUAUCGGGUUUGCCCCUGCUGCUAGUAGGUUCUUCAAGCAGUUCCUAGCUUUCUUCGGCGUGCAUCAGAUGGCUCUCUCGCUCUUCCGUUUUAUAGCGGGAGUUGGAAGAACGCAAGUAGUUGCCAACACUCUUGGUACCUUCACUCUUCUGUUAGUCUUCAUUCUUGGAGGCUUUAUCGUAGCAAAAGAUGACAUUUUACCAUGGAUGAUUUGGGGUUACUAUGUUUCGCCUAUGAUGUACGGUCUUAAUGCCAUCUCCAUCAAUGAGUUCCUCGACGAGAGAUGGAGCAGCCCUCCUCUUGCCAACUCUAACGAAACCACGGUCGGGAAGACCCUUCUUAAGGAACGGGGCCUCUUUAGGACUGAAAGCUGGUACUGGAUUAGUAUUGCCGCUCUCUUCAGUUUCUCUAUUCUCUUCAGCCUUCUCUUCAUUGCCGUCCUGACUUGGCUGAACCCUCUUGGAGAUAACAAAGCUACACUUUUGGAAGAUGACGAUGAAUCUGAGGAGUCGAAGCGACGGGCUCGUACUCAAGGCAUCAAUAUGCAAGUGAUGAACUCUGAGAGUCAACAGAGGCGUGGAAUGGUUCUUCCCUUCCAGCCCCUUUCACUCGCUUUCAACCACGUAAACUACUAUGUUGACAUGCCUGCGGAAAUGAAGACUCAGGGAGUUGAAGAGACCCGACUCCAACUCUUGAGGGAUGUCAGUGGCGCUUUCAGGCCUGGGGUUUUGACGGCCCUCGUUGGAGUCAGUGGGGCUGGGAAGACAACCUUGAUGGAUGUCUUGGCUGGAAGAAAAACCGGUGGAUAUAUUGAAGGAGACAUAAGUGUUUCAGGUUACCCUAAGAACCAAACAACAUUUGCUCGUGUGAGCGGUUACUGUGAGCAGAACGACAUUCACUCACCGUAUGUCACUGUGUACGAGUCACUCCUGUACUCCGCCUGGCUUCGUCUAGCUAAGGAUGUCAAGACUGAGACACGAAAGAUGUUUGUCGAGGAAGUUAUGGACUUGGUCGAGCUCAACCCCUUGAGGAAUGCUCUUGUUGGGCUUCCCGGGGUUGACGGUUUAUCCACUGAGCAAAGGAAGAGGCUCACAAUAGCUGUGGAGUUGGUCGCUAAUCCCUCCAUCAUCUUCAUGGACGAACCUACCUCAGGACUGGACGCUAGGGCUGCUGCUAUAGUUAUGCGUACUGUGAGGAACACCGUGGACACUGGACGAACAGUCGUAUGCACUAUUCACCAGCCGAGCAUUGACAUUUUUGAGGCCUUCGAUGAGCUGCUCCUGAUGAAAAGAGGAGGGCAAGUGAUCUAUACAGGGCCUCUUGGUCAGCAGUCCCACAAACUCGUCGAAUACUUCGAGGCUAUUCCGGGGGUCCCCAAGAUCAAGGAUGGUUACAAUCCUGCCACAUGGAUGUUGGAGAUCAGCUCUACCGCAGCCGAAGCUCAGAUGGAGGUUGACUUUGCUGACAUUUAUGCCAAUUCCAACCUCUACCGUCAAAACCAAGAGCUUAUCAAGCAGCUGAGCACUCCAGUCCCAGGAUCUCAGGACCUGUAUUUCCCGACCCAGUACUCUCAGAACUUCCUUACUCAAUGCAAGGCUUGCUUCUGGAAGCAGCACUGGUCUUACUGGAGAAACUCUCAGUACAAUGCAAUCCGUUUCUUCAUGACCGUAGUCAUUGGUGUGAUGUUUGGAGUUAUUUUCUGGAACAAAGGGCAGAAACUGCAUACUCAGCAGGAUCUACAGAAUAUGCUUGGUGCCACCUACGCUGCUGUUCUCUUCCUUGGAGCCACAAACGCUUCUGCAGUUCAGUCUGUUGUGGCAAUUGAGAGAACAGUCUUCUAUCGUGAACGAGCAGCGGGAAUGUAUUCCGAGUUACCUUAUGCGUUUGCUCAGGUGGCGAUUGAAACUAUCUAUGUGGCAAUCCAAACAUUUGUCUACACUCUCCUUCUGUAUGCAAUGAUCGGGUUCGAGUGGCAGGCAGACAAGUUCCUUUAUUUCUACUACUUCAUAUUCAUGUGUUACACCUACUUCUCCAUGUACGGAAUGAUGGUUGUCGCCCUCACUCCUGGACAUCAGAUUGCCGCCAUCGUCAUGUCCUUCUUCCUCAGCUUCUGGAACUUGUUCUCAGGCUUCCUCAUCCCCCGACCCUUGAUUCCCGUGUGGUGGAGGUGGUACUACUGGGCUUCCCCCGUUGCCUGGACAAUCUAUGGAAUCUUUGCGUCUCAGUUCGGGGACUACACAACAAAUCUUGAAAUCCCCGGGGCAGAUAAUGUUCCAAUCAACACGUUCCUAAAGGAGUACUUGGGUUUUGACCACGACUUCCUUAUCCCCGUGGUUAUCGCCCACGUGGGCUGGGUCCUGCUAUUCUUCUUUGUGUUCGCCUACGGAAUCAAGUUCUUGAACUUCCAGAGAAGAUAGAGAGACCAAGGCAUCUUCCAUUUUGUUCAUGGUAGAAUUGUUGAAGAAGAGAGGCUAAACAGAAACUGUUGCCUCUGCUUUUGAAAUUUCCCUCUUUUUUUUUUUUUGGUCUUGGGGUGAAUUUUCAUUAUUUUUUUUUCUCAUUGUGAAUGUGUAUAGCUGUUUAAAUCUUCCAUUGUAAUUGUUUUACCACAGAUGGUGAGUAGUAAUAAAAAUAGUUUAAUUCCACUAGCUUAA
Punica granatum (pomegranate) is the source of this 4807-nucleotide messenger RNA. NCBI's taxonomy places the organism in Eukaryota, Viridiplantae, Streptophyta, Magnoliopsida, Myrtales, Lythraceae. The record is from RefSeq and is a predicted model, not a curated record.